UUGUUUUAACGCUGCAAGAAGCACAUAUACUUGUAUUAUUACUGAAUAUAAGUGAGAAUUAUACAUUAUAACAAAAUCAAUAUAAUUAAAAUAUUUCUUAAGGAUUAUCAAGCUUUAAAUAAGAAAAUAAACCAUGCUUCGUUUUUUCAUUUUGCUUAUUGGGAUUGCUCUGUUCUGUGAUGUAUCACGCAGCUCUGCAGAGGAACAUGUUUUUGCGGGCGUUGGAUCUCGAGCUUUAUUACCCUGUUUUAAAACUCCUCUGCCUCACGGAGUUAACAGAGGUACGACAGUUCACUGGUUCAAAAUAUUCAGCAAAAGUGUUGAGAGGACGGUGUGGAGGAGUGAGAAGAGUGGUCUGGAGUUCUGGAGCAGCCUAACCAGUAAGCGGAUGAAAGCUCAUCAGCCCCGCUUCCACAGCGGAGAUUUCUCUCUGGCUGUGGAGGACAUGCGGAUGUCUGAUGCGGGGCGAUACAGGUGUGCAGUCAACUACGAGAGAAAGAACUUUCAGAGGUUCCUUCACCUGCACGUCAUGCAAGUGUCUCCUGCAACUGCCGGCCCCUUCAUUGAGGGCUCGUCGCUGACCCUGCAGUGCAGUGCCUCUGACUGGCCACAGGGGGCGAAGGUGAGCUGGCUCCAGAAUGGCAUCGUGCUCCAGUCCUCUCGCAAGCAGCAGAUCAGAGAACGCAGCCUGGACAUCAAAGAUCUUGACAGAGAGGACUCCGGGAAUUGGACCUGUCAAGUGUCAUACCUGGGGCGCACUGCCAGAGUUAGCUACACUCUAGAAGUGCUGGGUAUUUCCAGUCCCUCCAGCAGUGGUAGCAUGGUGUACGGCAGCCUGGGGCUCCCAGCUACCCUGCCGUGUGUGUUCAGUGCUGGCCUGUCUCCAUCCCACACGGGCUGGCAGCGGAAAGCAGACUCUUCCACGGUACCGGGGUCUCGCGCUGCUCCGAGCGGCCGCAACGCCUCCCUGCUCAUCCCCUCUGUGGAGUUUAGUCACGGCGGGGUCUACACCUGCUCCGGCAGCGUCAAUGGGAAGAGGAUUGAGAGGAGCGUCAGGCUCGUGGUGGCAGCAGUCUCAGUGAAGCCCAGUGGUUUGGUCUCGGAAGGGAAGUCGGUGUCUAUGACCUGCACUCUCAGUGACUAUUCGCAAGUGGACAGGUUCGAGUGGACGAAAGUGACCACAGACUCCAACCAGACUGAUCCUACUGACGCCCCGGAGCAGGCCCCUCUACUGACCAGUAACCAGGCGAAGCUGGGGGGUCUGAAUUUCGACAGAACAUUCCUUAUCCCUAGAGUGAGCGAGCAGCACGCAGGGGAAUGGAUCUGCUCUCUAUACAGCAAGGGGAGCCUGGUGGGACAGAUCCCAUUCCAACUGCACAUCACAGGUCAACUCCAAGGUUCUGCCCCAGCCCAGUCUUCCAACAAGGUUGCUGCGGUAACCCUCCUCUCCUUCCUGUUUGUGGUGUUGCUUCUAAUUGCGCUCCUAAUGUACCGUUAUCAGAGAAAGCGAGCAAGGAGGAAUCUGCACUUCCCAGGGCUGGAAGCCAUUCAAACUGAACAGUCAAAGAAAUCCCGAAGGGAGAAAAAGAGCGAGGAGGCUCUGAAAGAAGACGGGCCAUGAUGAAUCACACUGGAAUGAAACCAUGGAGAGCCAGUCAGCUCUGACACAGGGCUGCUCCUGUAUAAGGGGUAGAAGCAAGGGGGGCAGUGAAAAUAAUGGAGAAAUUAAAAGAGCGCCAGCCAAGAUUUAGAAUCCAUUUCCUUACCUUCAAUUAGCACUAGUAACAUUCUCACUGUCUCCCUCUUUCUUCUGUUGAAGAUCUUUUCGUUCUUUUCACUUGUAUUUUUAUCCUUCAGUUUGGAACAUGCAAAUAUCAGAAAGAAAAUGCUGUAGAUUGCUGCUGCUCCUAUCGUAUUGUAGUUCAGAAUCCCUCCAAUGGGUGAGCAGCAGUCAAAACAUGUGACCUAUAGCAUGUUGCCAGGAUGCAGCAGUGUAUCUACAAUGUUGUAUUUAAUAUGUAUAUGUAUAUAUCUUUUGCAUAUUCUGAAUUAACAUUAAAAUAAAAUCAAGUGAAGACUAAAAGCUUCUCAGCACAGUAACAGGAGGGCCAGUAAUGAGAGAUGCAGUGAUUGAGAGAGAGAAGUGGAUUUAAAGCUUGUGUUACUACACUUUUAAUAAAGCUUCACAAUAUGGGGGAGCAGCAAAAAUGGUGCUGGGGAAAUGGAUUUUAAAACCUUUAGAGACUAGCUCUUAAUAUGAUGUCAUAUGUUUAGAAUUAGAGUAAUAUCCAGUUUAGAAACAGCAUUUUCAUUUAAUUUAUAAGCAGUCUAUAACCUUUAAUUACAUAGCAUAUAAGUAUAUGUCUAUAUAUACACCUAUAUUUUACCAGUAUUUCUAUGCAUUGUAUAAAGAUAUCAUUAAAAUAAAAUAUUAUUUUAAUACUAUAUCCUACUACACUAUAAUUAAAGGCCUAUAUUUUCAUUUUUUAUAGUGAAAUAUUUCUGUGGUUCACACAGAAUACAGUUUUUCUUUUUUUUUUCAAUCUUUUGAGCUUGAAGGUAUUGUGCUCACGGGUCUCAAAACAUUCAUUUGAUUCUUGUUGAAAGCAGCUGUGAGCGCAGCGGGGCCAUCAUUCCAGUGGGACCCCAGGCUGGGUGUGAGAUGCACGCAUGUUUGAAACAGUGCUGUAAAAGUGUAGCCUCACACAUCUGCUCUGAAACGCUCUGGUGUGCUUAUUAACAACAUAUACAAUUCAAAAACACCACUCAAAAAUUAUACUAGUUUAUCUUAUUAUUUUAGCCAUUUUGUUCAUUUAUUUAAAUAAACAAAUACAUCCCUGUGUCAUUUUCUUUAAAGUAAAAAAAAAAAAAGGAAAGUCUGCAGCUGUUUGAAUUGCAUGUGAUAGGGGCUGAAUUUGACUGUUUUUUCAAAAUAUUUUUUGUACAUAGAGCUUUUAUAUAUUUUAUAAUGUUUUUUGCUGUUAA
Polyodon spathula (Mississippi paddlefish) is the source of this 2985-nucleotide messenger RNA. It is a transcript of the gene dicp2.1, whose product is annotated as diverse immunoglobulin domain-containing protein 2.1. Gene Ontology annotation, molecular function: MHC class II protein binding; protein tyrosine kinase binding. The record is from RefSeq and is a predicted model, not a curated record. Gene Ontology annotation, biological process: positive regulation of ERK1 and ERK2 cascade; T cell activation; interleukin-15-mediated signaling pathway. Gene Ontology annotation, cellular component: external side of plasma membrane; membrane raft. Lineage: Eukaryota; Metazoa; Chordata; Actinopteri; Acipenseriformes; Polyodontidae. The coding region runs from base 134 to 1621 and encodes 495 amino acids. The transcript has 8 exons.